This is a messenger RNA of Aspergillus alliaceus, 981 nucleotides long. RefSeq names its product thiamine pyrophosphokinase-related protein. The transcript is spliced from 3 exons. The coding region runs from base 1 to 981 and encodes 326 amino acids. Lineage: Eukaryota; Fungi; Ascomycota; Eurotiomycetes; Eurotiales; Aspergillaceae. Gene Ontology annotation, molecular function: 8-oxo-dGDP phosphatase activity. The record is from RefSeq and is a predicted model, not a curated record.
AUGGAUCUGACCGAGCCGGGGAAGAAAUUAUUCGGGAAGGAUAAAUUGGCGGGAUUUCCAUAUUACGACGAUAACCCCGCACUUUAUGCCGCCCACCUGAAGAAACACCACGCCUUCAAGGUCAACGGAUGCGAUGCAGUAUUAGGAUACAUACUCAACUCGGUAGUGGCCAAGUUCAACUGGCCCACCGAACACUGGGCGGUUGACUCCACGAGGCAAACCGUCACGCUGACUACUGCGGCCGAUGCAACCCCAGAGCAACGCAGCGCGGUAAUUGCAGCGACCCUUGAAGCUGAGGCAAAGCGAGGAACCUUUGAGGUUCUGAAGGGAUGGCGGAAUGAAUUGUACGCCGUCUAUGCACCGGGGGGUAAAUUCCUGCUCGGCAUGGAACGGUGUGCCACCCCAUUGUUCGGCGUUGUAUCUUAUGGUGUGCAUGGCACCUGUUAUGUAGAAGACGAGCAAGGUCUGCACCUUUGGGUGCCACGACGGUCGAAAACCAAGCAGACAUACCCCGGAAUGCUCGAUAAUUCUGUGGCCGGUGGAAUGAGCACCACCGAACGACCCUUCGAAUGUUUUGUUCGCGAAGCGAGUGAAGAGGCGUCACUGCCCGAAGACAUUGUCAAGGCUACUACGAAAUCAGUAGGCUGCAUUUCGUAUUUCUAUGUCCGGGACUCCCGGGCCGGAGGUGAAACCGAUCUACUACAGCCGGAGGUGGAAUAUAUUUACGACAUGAAGCUUAGUCGGGAUAUUGUUCCCAAACCCAGUGACAACGAAGUGGAGGAAUUCAAGCUGUAUACCGUUGAAGAAACAAAGAGGGCACUGGCGAAUGGGGAGUUUAAACCCAACUGUGCCAUCGUCCUCAUUGAUUUCUUUAUCAGGCACGGCAUCUUGACCCCCGAGAACGAACCCGACUAUUUUGAAAUCCUCACGAGGAUGCACCGCCGGUUUGAAUUCCCAACGGCGUCGCAUUUCGCAAACUGA